Molecule: messenger RNA, 4587 nt
Organism: Bufo gargarizans (Asiatic toad)
Lineage: Eukaryota; Metazoa; Chordata; Amphibia; Anura; Bufonidae
Gene: SLC27A2
Product: solute carrier family 27 member 2
Exons: 10
Coding region: 71-1933 (620 amino acids)
Cellular component (GO): endoplasmic reticulum
Molecular function (GO): long-chain fatty acid-CoA ligase activity; long-chain fatty acid transmembrane transporter activity
Source: RefSeq, a predicted model, not a curated record
GCUCUUGUGAACAGGUGCAGAUCCUAAGUCCUCCUGUGCCCUUUACACUUUAGACACGGAUCCAGCAACGAUGAUCACGGUGUUCUUCACAGCCCUUCCCGGGCUGCUGCUUCUACCCUUGCUCAUAAGCUUCAUCUUCCCAUAUAUCUUUCAGGACAUUGCCCACCUCAUCACUGUGGUGCGCUUUGGCAUCAGAGGCAAAAAGCAGGUGACGAAGACCCCGGCGCACACAGUGGUGGACAUCUUCUUGGAGCAGGUAGAAAAGUCUCCGGACAAGCCCUUUGUCAUCUACCAAGAGGAGGUGUACACUUACUCCGAGAUAGACCGGCUCAGCAACCAGGCAGCCCGGGCUCUGCGCAAGCAUGCUGGGGUCAAGUCUGGGGACUGUGUGGCCAUAUACAUGAGCAAUGCCCCCGCUUACAUUUGGAUCUGGCUCGGGGUGGCAAAGUUGGGCUGUGCACUGUCCUGCCUCAAUAAUAACAUCAGGUCCCAUUCAUUCCUGCACUGCUUCAAGAGCAGCGGAGCCAAGAUCCUCCUAGUGGAGCCAGAGCUCAAGGAUGCCGUUGAUGAAGUCAUGCCCGAGCUCAGGAAAGAAAAUGUCAGAGUUUUCUACAUAACUGAAACACCCGUCAGUGAAGAAACAGAAACAUUCCUUGACAAAGUCAAAGCAGCUUCUUGUGACUCUGUUCCAAAAUCCUUGAGGUCAUUUGUUGGGGGGAAAACACUGGCCAUGUAUAUUUACACAUCUGGAACCACAGGACUUCCAAAAGCAGCUAUUAUAAAUCAUCAACGAAUCAGUAUGGCUAGUGGCAUGUUUGAAUUUUGCCAUGUCCGACCUAGAGACAUUGUGUACAUUACCCUCCCACUGUACCACAGCUCUGCUAUGUUGAUUGGAGUCCACGGUUCUAUUCUUAAAGGUGCCACUAUAGUCUUGCGCAAGAAGUUUUCAGCCAGCCAGUUUUGGGAUGAUUGUAGAAAAUACAAUGUGACUGUUGUGCAGUACAUUGGGGAAGUGCUGAGAUACCUCUGUAACGUCCCUAAGUCAGAUGACGAUGCGUCACAUAAUGUCCGGAUGGCUAUUGGGAAUGGCCUGCGGACUGAUGUCUGGAGUGAGUUUCUGAGAAGAUUCGGCGACAUUCAAAUGUAUGAGUUUUAUGCUGCUACUGAAGGAAAUGUUUUCUUCUUGAAUUACACUAACACAGUUGGCGCAGUAGGAAGAGCAACUUCCUUACACAGAAUAUUUAUGCCUUAUGCGUUCAUCAAAUAUGACAUUGAAAAGGAUGAGCCUAUGAGAGAUGCCAAGGAACGCUGUAUUAAAGCAAAGAAAGGUCAGCCUGGACUUCUUAUCAGCAAGAUCACACCACUUUCUCCAUUUGGAGGCUAUGCUGGAGACAAAUCUCACACAGAAAAGAAAAUCUUGAGGGAUGUGUUCCGGAAAGGAGACAUGUAUUUUAACACUGGGGAUAUUCUAAUGGUGGAUGAGCAAAACUUUGUUUAUUUCCAUGACAGAGUAGGAGACACUUUCAGGUGGAAAGGAGAAAACGUCGCUACUACAGAGGUCGCUGAUAUUUUAGGUCUUAUCACUUUCAUUGAAGAAGUGAAUGUGUAUGGAGUACCUGUCCCAAAUCAUGAAGGCAGAAUAGGAAUGGCCACUCUUAAAUUGAGAGAGUAUGAAACGUUUGAUGGUAGAAAGUUGUACGCUCAUGUCCGAGACUUUCUCCCGAAUUAUGCACGACCGCGCUUUAUUCGCGUUCAGAAAGAGCUAGAGAUCACAGGAACCUUCAAACAGCGCAAAGUGGAGCUUGUUAAAGAAGGGUUCGAUCCGGCUAACAUUACCGACCCCCUUUACUUUCUGGACGAGAGAGAAAAGAAAUACGUCCCCAUGACCCAGACUAUAUAUGAAGAUAUAAAAAAUAAAAGACUCAAAAUGUGAGACUACGAAUAACGGGACAGCUUUGGUUUCUCUGAAUUCAUCAUACCCUGGAUGUUAACACUGUGACUAGAUUAUUUUCUAUAAAAAGAGAUUGGUAAUGUAAGUAUAUGUUUGUACUUUCUUAGGAGGGUUACUUAGUAACAACAUCAAUUCCAUCAGGAUGAUAUUUAGUGCCCCAUUGGGGCCAAUUUGUACGUGGUGACCCUCUGAACGGGUUACAAAAAUAAACAACAUGAGCGGCUUGUGUUGUAAUACAGCUGCAAUACCCAGCACUGCUCAUUUAGAGCAAUCUUUGUAAGACAUUACAAGAUAUGAAACUGCUUGCCCUUUAAAAGGAAAACUAGAGAGACAGACACGGCAGGACAUGAUGGACUACAGUUACCAAAUAGACUUAUGCAGGAAAGGCGUUAUGAAAAUACUGUAAGCAUACUGUAAACAGACAUUUGCCAGAAUUGCAGGAUAGUAGCCCUUGACCCCAUCUUGAAGCUGUGAUAAUUAGAUAUGUCUGAUAUAUUAGACGAGUAAUCAAAAUCCCUUACAAAGUGAUAGCACUGGCAAUAAACCAUGAAACUGGUACACUUGCUGCCUACUGCUCGGAUACGGUGGUGCUCAAGAUGAUAGAAAGUCUCUUUGUAAAAUCCACUGCCAGCUCAAUCACACAUUGCAACUCAGAAGGUCGUUUUAGGUGCUAAGGCAGGUAUACAGCAAGAAACAAACAUAUGGGGGUCAUUUACUAAGCUGAAAUACGCCUAAAUUAGGGGUAUUUCAGGCGCAGAUGGUGGCACAAUGGACAAUGUUUAGUUGCGCCGCUAUCUGUGACUUCGCUCUGCUCACGCCAGUUCUACAAUUGUGGGUGUAGAAAAAGGUCUAAAUGUAAGAGAGCUAGGAAGCUGUCUUACAUUUAGAACUGGCACUGGAUGCACCGAAGUUAUGUAGAGGCCUGCGCCUCUUCGUAACUUAAGCGGAUCUCCACCAGUUUAGGGGUUUAUCUAAAAUGUUGAUUUUAAUAAAUGGGCCCCAUGGAGUUCAGUAACCUCACCAGGGAUUACCCCGAGUUGGUACUUGUUUGAUAAUGUCUGCUCCUCAGGAUGGUGUCACAUACUGUUUCUUUUCUGCCAUUCUUUAGGGGUUUUGUGGCUGCAAUGCUAAAUAAUUGCAGUCUAUGAGAGAAGCAAUCAGAUGAUCACAUGUUCUAGCCCGCCAGAGAAAAGUGUAUAGAAUAAAAUAAAGAGAUAAAAAUUAAAAUCAAUACAAACAAUAAAAUAUAAAGAUCAUUGGUAUUGCCGCAUCAUAAAAUGCCCAUACUAUAAAACUCUACGGUGAACGUUAUACCGGAAAGAAAUCAAAUGGCUGAUUCGCCUUUUUUUGCUGCUUCACCUCCACAAAAAUGGAAUAUAAAGUGAUACACAUCCCAAAAUAAUGAAAAAUACAGAUCAUCCUACAAAAAAAUGAGCCCUUACACAGAUCUGUGGAUGUAAAUGUAAAAAGGUCAUGGCGAUGCAAAUAAAAAAAAAAAUACUUUAUUCAAAGGUCCAAGUUUUCCAAUUCCCCCCAUUUGGAUUUUUUGUUUCCAGUUUCCAACUACAUUGUAUGCAAUAUUAAAUGGUGCCAUUUGAAAUUACAACUUGUCCCACAAAAAACAAGCCCUCAUACAUGUAUGUAAAUGGGAAAAUAGAGCUAUGGCUCUAAGAAGGCAGGGAGUACAAAAAAAAAGAAAAAAAAGAAAAUCGCUUAGUCAGGAAAGGGUUAAAAACUCCAGACGCUAAAAGACACUUUAUGUGCAAAAACUCUACAAAAAUGUUGAUCAUAUCAGGUGUUUUUUGGCCCAAAAAUGGAGACUUAUCAAAACUGGUGCAAAGGAAAACUGGCUUAGUUGCCCAUAGCGACCAAUCAUAUUACAACUUUUAUUUUCCAAAGAAGCACUGAAAAAUGAAAGGUGGACUCUGAUUGGUUCUUAUGGGCAACUAAGUUUUCCUUUGCAGCAGUUUUGAUAAAUCUCCCCCAUGUGUUUGUCUCUCUUUGUAUCCUUACAGUAGCACCUAAAUGAAGACCUGCCGGCUUGUCAAUCAGUGAAUGCUGUGAUUCUAUUCUAUGUGAAAUAUCAUGUGACCACUAGGAUCUUCUGUGUUCAGUAUUCAAAUGUCUAGGUCUUAUCUUGUCUGGUCAUUGGUGGCUGGAAUCAAGGGGUUUCCUGGCUUGUUAAUAAUAAUAAAAUAAAAAAGUUACAAUUAAAAACAUAGGCUCUGCAUGGUGUAACAUAAAAAUUAAGUGAUGCCCAAUUAACCAAUUCAUUGCCACUUCUCUCCCACUGUUCUCUACUUCCUGGUCCCUCCCAACACACAGGAAAUGACCGUUCAGCCAAUCACUAGCCGAUGCUGACAGUGAUGGGCUGAGCAGUCAUUUACUAUGUGUAAAGAGACGGGUGGGGGACCGUGAAGUGUCAGAAUGGCAGGGGAUUGGUAAGGUGGGUAGCUCUUAUUUUAUUAUUUUACACAGAGCCUUUUAUAAAAAAAAAAUAAGUAAAAUACACUUCCAGACAACUCUUUAAAGGUUAAUGCUCCACAGGCUACAAACACAUUAUACAUUCGUAACAUUCCUAACUAUUGAAUAUUAAAUGGUCAUUUUAAAGGGCUUCUGUCACCCCACUAAAGUGU